Plasmodium knowlesi strain H is the source of this 516-nucleotide messenger RNA. Its product is annotated as conserved Plasmodium protein, unknown function. The coding region runs from base 1 to 516 and encodes 171 amino acids. Lineage: Eukaryota; Apicomplexa; Aconoidasida; Haemosporida; Plasmodiidae. The transcript is spliced from 3 exons. The record is from RefSeq and is a predicted model, not a curated record.
AUGAACUAUCAGGAAUGCCUCCACAAGUUUGUUAAUGCGCAUUCGGAUAAUUUUCGGCAGAGUUUUUACGCCGUCGUCGAGAGUUCACAGAUAGAAUGUCUUGAAUGUCCCAUAGAAAAAACGAGCACGGAUAAUUUCCUAAUCAAAAUAUACAUUAACAAUAUUAUACACAACAUCCGGACGUUUCUGCUGACUUGCUUAAGCGGAUCAGUGGGGAAUAUUCUCCACAAUACGGAGGUAGACAAGCAAGAAUCUUGCUGCUACAUUGCUCCUGACGACGAAGGGGCUAGCCGCGACGGAGAAAGGGGCUCAACCGAGGACACUGGCCAAUCGGGCCAAUUGGAGGAAGGUAAUCGAAAUGGCGAAAUUAAGGUGAAGCAGUGCUCAAACAAACAAGAGGAUUUUUUACGCAAGUGCAAGAAAGUUCACAACCUUCGGAAGAGUUUGGAAAAUGCCCACGUAAGAACAGGGGAUACUUUCGGCUUUAGGGACGACAUUCUGCGGUACUACAUAUGA